This is a messenger RNA of Arachis ipaensis, 1503 nucleotides long. Lineage: Eukaryota; Viridiplantae; Streptophyta; Magnoliopsida; Fabales; Fabaceae. The record is from RefSeq and is a predicted model, not a curated record.
AUGAAAGCGAUUUCAUUUUUGCUCUACUCCUUCGCCUCAACUUUAUCAUCUAAAGACACAAUUGCAGCUUUUUCAGUGGAGACCUUCAAAGAGUCGGAGACAAGGCUAUGGGAUGCUCCGAUGAUGAAGCUGCUGGGUUUCUCCUCUCUGCGUCUUUUCGUUUUUCUCGAUUGUGAGGUCAUAAACCAAGCCAGUGGUGACGAGGAGCUAGAUCCCGAGGAGGGAAUGUGCUUCGGAAUAUUAGAAGAUGCGCGUGCAUAUUAUUACCGAUAUGCGGCUAGGACUGGAUUUGUCAUCAAAAUAAGAACCACCGGCUGGGAGAGUAGAAACGAUCAGAGGGUGGUUGUUAAUCAGGCUUUGCAUUGUAACAGAGAUGGAUACCGCACAUCCUGUGUAAAGGCACCCAAGAGAAGGAAAACGGUGGCCUCAACAAACUGCAAAAUCCGUUGCUAUUUGGCAUUAGAUAAGAUGACAAGGAAGUGGAAGAUUUCUCGAGUAGAGGUGUCCCACUCACACCCGCUCAAUUCGAAGCUAUCUGGAAUGUUCUCAGCAAACCGUCAGCUAAGUAUGCAUGUGAAGGACAUGAUACAGCAAAAUGACCAAGCUGGCAUUAGACCGAGUAAGAUGUACCAGGCACUAGCCAAUGCCACCAGUGUCUCUGCCAACCUCACCUUUACGGAGAAGGAUGUUAGAAAUUACAUUAGUCGUCACUUACGCAUUUUCGGGGAUGAGAUGGAUCCAAAAGAAGCUGCAUGGAAAUAUUUUGGUGACAUCGUGACGUUUGACACUACUUACAAGACUAAUAGAUAUGACAUGCCGUUCGGGUCUUUCGUAGAUGUCAACCAACAUGGGAUGUCUACGCUUCUUGGGUGCGCAUUAUUGUGGAAUGAGGACAUUCGUACAUUCCAAUGGCUUUUUCGUACUUGGUUGAAGUGCAUGGAUAUGUUUGCUGACCGACACAUGUGGGUGCCAGUAUUUUUCAAGAACGAAUUCUGGGCUGGCAUGAGGAGCACACAGCGUAGUGAGAGCAUGCAUUUAGUUUUCAAUAAGUACUUAAACAGUAAGAGCUUUUUGUUGCAAUUUGUUCGUCAAUACCAAAACUGUGUUAUAGACAAGGAGCAAAAGGAGCUUGAGUGUGACGCUGCUGAUUUAAGGGGGAUUAUCCCUUGUGUUUUCAGCUCACCAAUAGAGAAGCAGUUCCAAAGAGAAUAUACAAACUCCAUGUUUCGAGACGUUCAGGAUCAAUUUAUAAAAGAGGUCGAUUGUGACAUCUCCUCUAUCAACCAUCAUGGCACAAGUAUAGUUUGUGAAGUUGACCAACAAAAGAUGGUGUUUGACAUGUUAGUGUAUAGCAGAUACCAAGUCAUGUAUUGCUCGCAGUCAUCAAAAGUUCAAUGUGAUUGCUUUAGGUUCCAAUUGAAUGGUAUUCUAUGCUGCCACAGUCUUGCUGUUCUUCUACAUUUUCGUGUAACAGCAGUGUCCUCACAAUACAUUCUAUCCUGA